This is a messenger RNA of Andrographis paniculata, 2004 nucleotides long. Its product is annotated as nuclear transport factor 2-like. The transcript has 10 exons. Gene Ontology annotation, molecular function: mRNA binding. Bases 285 to 1649 code for a protein of 454 amino acids. Lineage: Eukaryota; Viridiplantae; Streptophyta; Magnoliopsida; Lamiales; Acanthaceae. The record is from RefSeq and is a predicted model, not a curated record. Gene Ontology annotation, cellular component: cytosol; ribonucleoprotein complex.
UUCAUUCGACCUACUCUUUAGGAACGAACACCAACACCAAACUAUUUAUGCUCUCUCUCUCUCUCUUCACCACCCGCCGUCGCUUCCUUCUUCGAGAUCCAGCGCGCCUUCCUCGCCGGUAACCUCAAAUCCGACGCCGGAAGUACGGAUUCGCCGAUAUUCUGAUUCGGAAGAAAGCUUGCACGCUGAGAGAGAAGCAGACCAAGGUUGGUUUGGCUUUCCUACGGCUAAUACGAUUCGCUUCCAGGGUUUUUGUAGGUCUUUUCGUUAGGUAAUUGUUCGUAAUGGCGGCGGCGGCGGCGACGGAGGCGACAGCUGAGCAACCAGUUUCUGCGCAAGUUGUUGGGAACGCAUUUGUGCAGCAGUACUACCAUAUUCUGCAUAACUCGCCGAGUCUGGUCCACAGAUUUUACCAGGACAUUAGUGUCCUUGGUCGUCCUGAGGAGGAUGGCUCCAUGAGCAUCACCACCACUAUGCAAGCCAUAAAUGAGAAGAUUGUAUCACUCAACUAUGGUGAUGUCAAAGCUGAUAUUAAAUCAGUGGAUGCACAAGAGUCUCUUAACGGUGGAGUCCACGUUCUUGUAGCUGGCUAUAUAACGGGGAAAGAAAACACAGUUCAGAAUUUCGCUCAAACUUUCUUCCUUGCACCUCAAGACAAGGGUUUCUUUGUCUUAAACGACAUGUUCCGUUAUGUGAAUAAUGUUGAUGCAAAUCCACCAUUGGUUAAUGGAGGUGACGCUCCUAUUGCUGAUGAGCAAACAUUGCCGAUCCCUGCUCCAGUUGCGGAGAAUGAUGUCACCGAGCAAAGCACUCCAUCACCGCCUGCUGAGGAAGCUGCCCCAGAAGUACAAGACCCUCCCAAGAGUGAGGAGGUUGGAAAUGUCGAAGAAGUUCCUGUGGCUAAGGUCGAUGAAGUUGAAGAUGAGUCAGAGAGGGUUGCUGAAUCUAGUGCCAAAGUAGAGGAAGUUCCUAAGAGGUCUUAUGCGUCUAUUGUGAUGCGUCUCAAGGAAACUGCUGCGACCUUCUCGCCCCCUCCCCCUGCCCCUCAAAAAGCGGCACCUAAGAAAAUUGAGCAAGUGAACACUACUUUGAACUCCACAAGCAAUGGACCAGUUCUCAAUUCGGACAGUGCUGAUAAUGGGAACAUCCAAGAGGGUGAAGCAGAUGGUUACUCAAUUUACAUAAAAGGCCUUCCAAUGAAUGCGACAGAGAAGUUACUUGAGGAAGUAUUCAAAAAAUUUGGGGCCAUCAAGAAGGAUGGAAUUCAAGUUAGAAGCAAUAGACAACAAGGUUUUUGCUUUGGCUUUGUGGAGUUUGAGGAGGCAAGUUCUGUGCAGAAAGCAUUAGAGGCUUCUCCUGUGGCAAUUGGUGGGCGCCAUGCAUUUGUUGAGGAAAAGAGGUCCACCAAUUCUCGAGGCAAUAACCGGGGAAGAUUCCAACCAGGAAGGGGUUCAGGAUACAGGACUGAUGGAAUGCGAGGUCGCGGAAGGGGUUAUGGCAGAGGCGGCGAUUUCAAUGGCCGCAGUGACUUUGGCAACAGAGGCGGCAAUCGCAGCAAUGGUUACCACCAUAGGGCUGAUAACAUCAGCAGCAAUGGCGGGGGCGCGAGAAGUACUAGUACGGCGCCUCGAGUGCCGGCCACUGCUUAAAAUAGGGGGGAGGUAAUUUUUGGUAUGGUUAUUUGAGUUGAGUAAUGACAUUAUAUGAUUUAUUUGGAAUAUAUAUAUGUAGUUAGAGUUUACUUUUUGGUUUGGUUUGGUUUGGUUUGGUUUGAUGGAUGGAUGGGUUUAGUUUUGAUCACGUUAUUUGUUCCCACUAGUAUUGUUUUGUGAGUGAGCGAGCGAGUUACGGUAUUAUUAUUAUUAUUAUUAUUAUUAUUAUUAUUAUUAUUAUGUCAUCACUCACUAGGGUAGGAGGUGGGGUGAGGUGAGGUAGUAGUAGUAGUAGUAACGAGGCAAAGCAUUUUUGAACCUUUUUAUUUUUAUUUUUAUUAUUAUGAUUUUU